This is a messenger RNA of Sus scrofa (pig), 5057 nucleotides long. NCBI's taxonomy places the organism in Eukaryota, Metazoa, Chordata, Mammalia, Artiodactyla, Suidae. The record is from RefSeq and is a predicted model, not a curated record.
CGCACCCCUGCCCCGGCCCGGAUGCGAAGCGAGCCCCGGCGCCAUGGCUUCGAACGGCUGCCCGCCGUCACCGCUGCUCGUGCGGGUGUCCCAGCCCGGCACCCGCCUACAAAGGAAGCUGGAAAAGUACUUCCAGAGCCGGGAGUCAGGCGGUGGGGAAUGCACCGUCCAGGCCCUGGACCGCAACAACCCAGACACCUUCCGGGUGCAGUUCCUGCAAAGGGCAGGUAAAGAGGGAGUAUUGAAAAAAGAAAAGCACCAAAUUGUGGUUGACAGCAAAACAGUGACUAUUUUCCUGGAAUCCAAUGAAACUGCAAUAGAGAAGAAUACAAGACCUAGGAUAUCGUCUUUGACACAGUCAAAAAAAGGGGCGAGGGAUGGUGAAAAGCAACCGAAUGAGAAGCACAUUCCUAAUGCUUCAGAUUCCUCCAUCCAGAAGAUCUUUCUUACUGUCACAGCUGAACUGAACUGCCGCCUGUUUUCUAAAGAGCAGAGGGACUGCAUCACCACUCUCUGCCCCAAUGUCCAACGAUGGGAGGGUGCUGAUGGAAUUAAGACGGUGUUUGGUGACUUCAAAGAUAUUGAAAAAAUACAUAGCUUCUUGAAUGAGCAGCUCCUGGGAAGGGGGCAGACACAUGAAUUGUCCCCCAUGACAACAGAGAGGGAGCCGUUCCAUCAAGAGGACAGGAACAGCUAUGUUUUUCCCUCUGAAUCAAAAACCAAGUCAGAAGCAAAAAGCAAUGGUUUUGAAGUUCCCUUGGCUUUCUUUGAAUACUUCACAUAUACCUCUCCGGAUAUAAUACCCUCAAUACAGAAAACAUUUGGUAUAAGAAUAAACGCUCAGGAGAGUUCUCAGGGUAUGGUCUAUUUAGACUUCACUGCAAGACAAUCAAGUGAUCUCGAAGCAGCUCUCGGGAUUUUUGCCAGUGAAUUUCAGAAGACCGUAGAGACUCUGAGCAAGGACAGUGUUGCUUUAGCAGACAGUAUGCAGGCAAAUAAAAUCAAACAGGAAUUAAGUGACCAGUUUAAAAAGCUCCUCAUAAAGGCAAAAGGCAGAGAAUUAACUCUCCUUGGGACCACAGGUGACAUUUCGGCUGCCAAAGAUUUUCUUGCCUCAAAAAUUUCUGAAAGUCUUGUCACCGCACCUGUGAAAAUACUGACUCCCGGACUCGUGAUGAAUGUAAUUGAGAUGGACACUGCUCACUACAAGCUUUUAGAAGCAGAAUUAUUCCAGGAGAUAUCAAAGAUUGAAAGAAAGUACGACACUCAAAGUAAAAUUUGGGGAAUAGGUCAGAAAACCUGCAUUCUGUUUGAACCUAUAUCCAAGGAGUUAGACCUGUCUGUGCAUGCUUAUUCAAGUUUCAUCGAUAGCUACCAACAUGUCUCAUGUCAGAUUGUGAACGAAGUUAUUUCACUGACGUUUGGUCAGGAAAGAAAGCACUUACAAGGGGCCAAGUUCUCUGAUGACUUUAGACAAAGCCAUCCAGAUAUACACUUUGUGCUAAGUCAAGACUCAGUGACUUUGACUGGGUUGCCACAUCACCUUGCAAAGGCAAAAGCGUAUGUCUUAAACAGAGCAGGAAUGUCUCUGUCGGCUGGAGAGAAAUGGAAUGAAACACUCAUGGACAUUGAUAGUAAUGAUUCAAAAACAGCUUCACCAACACUCCUGUGCCCCAUCAGUGCUCAAGUGUCAGGAGGGGACAAGGAAAAGGACAUAUGUAGCAUCUGCAUGGACAUCAUGAGUAAUAAAAAAGUGCUCUCAAAGUGCAAGCAUGAAUUCUGCAGCCCUUGUAUCAACAAAGCCUUGUCAUAUAAGCCAGUCUGUCCUGUGUGCCAAACUUCCUAUGGUGUCCAGAAAGGGAAUCAGCCAGAUGGAGAUAUGUAUGUCACUGUCUUAAGAGAUUCGCUUCCAGGUUAUGAACCCUGUGGCACCAUUGUGAUUACGUAUGUUAUUGAAGGAGGCGUACAAACAAAAGAGCACCCAAACCCAGGAAAGAGAUUUUCAGGAACACGUCGAACUGCAUACUUGCCUGAUAACAAGGAAGGAAAUGAAGUUUUGGGAUUGCUUCGUAGGGCCUUUAAGCAAAAACUAAUCUUCACAGUGGGAGAGUCUCGACAAACAGGAGCUUCAGAUGUCAUUACAUGGAAUGACAUCCACCACAAAACGUCCUGGUGUGGGGACCACACAGGGCCUUCUUCCUUACGCAGGCAUGGCUACCCUGAUCCUGACUAUCUGAAACGUGUCAAGCAGGAGCUGAAAAGUAAAGGAAUUGAGUAAGAAGCCUACUGGAAGGAUGCCUUGAGCCAAGCUUGCAAAAGGCACAGUUGAAGAAGCAGAGUAAAUACUCAUCUAAAGCCUCAUGUAAAAACACCUCUAAAAAAUGUUCAUCUCAAGAAGUGGUUUGUGUAAGAGUAAGAAUGUGCUGGUGUGUCCUUUCUGAAGUGUUACCUUUUAUGGAAGAUAAAAUCCCCAAAGAUCUGUGUAGUUUUGCUGCUGAAGUAUUGUGCCCCGUUCUUGUGUCACUGCUCUGGGGGCAGGGGUGGAGUGCCAUGGGUCUGUGAGGUACUAGCUGCCAGGUGGUCAUCUUUUUAUGGCCAUCUCGGGGGCAGUCCUUUAGUUUUGUUUGUUUGCCCUUUAAUCUUUACACUAAAAGUAAAAUCCUAGUGUAAAUGGGGAAGAAAAAGACUUUGGUUAUGGAAAACUAGAGACUCACGUUCCUCUUCCCUUCCCCAUGGCCAGAAAAUGGCCAGGACAGAGAUUGAGUAACCUUUGGUAAUAAAUGAAAAGAGGCUAUUACUUUUCACAACACAGACCCUGGUGUACAAUUGAUGCUUAAUAAAUUUUUGCUGCCAGACUCAAGUUGCUAAUGACCCAGCAGAGGGAGAUAUGCUCCCUAAAUCUUUGGUAAAGGCAGGAGUAAGGAAGCCAUUUCUGGAGUCUUCACCACUGAUUUUUUUUUUUUUUUUUUUCUGUCUUCUAGGGCCACACCCAUGGCAUAUGGAAGUUCCCAGGCUAGGGGUCCAAUCGGAAUUGUAGCUGCUGGCCUAUGUGCGAGCCACAGCAUUGCGAGACCUGAGCUAUGUCUGUGACCUACACCACAGCUCACGGCAACGCUGGAUCCUUAACCCACUGAGCAAGGCCAGGGAUCAAACCUGUGUCCUCAUGGAUGCCAGUUGGGUUCGCUAACCUCUGAGCCACGAUGGGAACUCCCUCACCACUGAUUUUGAAGACUGAGUUUCUUAUUCUAGAACACUUGGCCUCUGAGCUCUGGGACUGGCCUCUUAACAUUGUCUUUGCUCCCCACCGGGUCCAUAUAAUCUGCCACAUGGCAUGCACUUGCCCUGUCACAGUAAUGCUAUUUGUGGCGCUCUCUCUCUCUCUCCUUUUUUUUUUUUUUUUUUUUUUUUUUUCUUGGCUGCACCCAUGGCAUGCAGCAGUUUCAGGGCCAAGGACUGAGCCUGUGCCACAACAGUAACAAUGCUGGAUCAUUAACCUGCUGAGCCACCAGGGAACGCUGCUACAUGUCUCUGAACACUUUUUUCCUUUUGAAUAUUAUUGUACUUUUGAGUAUAUCCUGCUUCCAAUUUUAACAGAUAAAUCACCAAAAUUUCCAUAGACUAUCAUUUUCUCAGUAACUGUAGCUCUUACAGUAGCACUUUUCCCAUCCUUUUGCUAAGUCCCACCAAGGCAUGAUUUCUCCCUUAAAAUCUUUCUCCCUGAUAAUCUCUGGACAAAGACAAAGCUAGGGUUUAGCCUACUAUAAGGAAUAUAUGACAUGUCAAAUUGUUCUUUUAAAUGGUUCUCCAAGUCAGAAAAAAGUUUUAGUAGCAAACUAUCUGGUUAUCCAUGUCCCAGCCUCUCUCCAAAAAUGAUUAAUGAGAUUUCUUUUCCUAAAGAUAUGCAUACACACAUCUUUUUUUUUUUUUUUGUCUUUUUGCCAUUUCUAGGGCCGCUCCCGCGGCAUAUGGAGGUUCCCAGGCAAGGGGUCGAAUCGGAGCUGUAGCCACCAGCCUAUGCCAGAGCCACAGCAACGCGGGAUCCGAGCAGUGUCUGCAACCUACACCACAGCUCACGGCAACGCCGGACCGUUAACCCACUGAGCAAGGCCAGGGACUGAACCCGCAACCUCAUGGUUCCUAGUCGGAUUCGUUAACCACCCAUUUUUUUCUUUCUUUUUUUUUCUAAUGGUUGUACCCACAGCCUAUAGAAGUUCCUGAGCCAGGGACUGAAUCUGAGCGACAGCUGCAGCAUUGCUGUAUCCUUUAACCCACUGUGCUGGGCCAAGGAUGGAACCUGUGCCUCUGAAGCCACCCCAGCCACUGCAGUCAGAUUCUUAACCUAUUGCACCACAGUGGGAACUUCCACACGUUAAUUUUUUUUUUUAUCAGAUAGUAAUAGUUAAUAUUAUGUACUUAAUUUUGUCUCUUUUAUAAGUAACUGUUAGCAUAUCUAUUUUAUAAUUGAAAAAAAGGAUGCACAGAGAGGAUAAGUUCCUUGACAAAAGUCACAUAAUUAAUAAGUAGAAGUGCUGAGAUUUGAAGGAGUUAGUCUAGCUGCACAAUUGUUAUGCCCUGGAAAUACACUAUGUCCUACAAGGGUCUUCCCCUCCAUGGAGCAGGUUGAAGAAUUCCCAUUAUUCCGAGCUUCUCUUGGGACUGGAUUCCUGCACAGUACUCAAAGCAGAUUUCCUCUGAGGAAGUCUUGUUUGAAGAGCCUAAAAACCUAGAAUCUUUUUCUUUGUCCAGAGAGUUGAGGAAGCUUAAGGUAAUGAUGUAUCUUAAAAAAAACCAGAUUAGACAUUUAGUUUUUGAUGAUUCACUAAAGUCUUGCAGUUACGAUUAUUUUGUAUCUACUGAUAUUUUAGCUAAAUGUGCUUCAAAAAAGUCAAAGUUUGAUUUCCUGCCUGCUAAGUUCUGGAUCUUUGAUUACAACAUGUGUGCUUAGGCAAGUUUCAUUUAGUGCGAGUGGUUGGCAAGCCUUUGGAUUACUGCCUUUGCUCUGUGGAAAGUACUAUCAUCUGUAUCUGUUAUAAAUAAAGUUAUAUACAUAUUAGGAG